Molecule: messenger RNA, 7507 nt
Organism: Bemisia tabaci
Lineage: Eukaryota; Metazoa; Arthropoda; Insecta; Hemiptera; Aleyrodidae
Source: RefSeq, a predicted model, not a curated record
UGAAAGAAAGGGAAAGGAAUGGGAAUGAGCGUGGCUGGGUCGGUUUGUCGGCUCAAAUUGUGUAACAGCUCCUCAGUAUAGUGUGGUGUACCGUGAUGAGCGUAGUCGGGUGUCCGUCUUGAAGGAUUUGUCCUCGCAGUUAUCACUCUUUUCACCUCCUUCCUUUUUUCUUUUUUUUUACCACGCUUCAGUUUUCCGUCCCGCCAGAAGCUCUUUCGCGAAAAGCUCGUUCCGUCUUCCCAGUGAUCCCCCUGCGCUCCGACCAAAUUCUCCACUGGGCGGCCCCGGCAACUCGCCAUUCGCGCCUCUUAUUCGCGCUUCUCAUUCGCGUCUUCUCGCGUGUUUACACCGCUUUUUCCCACGCUUCCAGCUUUUCGGCCGAAAGUUCAGUGUCCUACCUCAGUUCUCCCGAAAGUGCUUCCCGAUCGGAAUAUAGUGGAAGGAGCCGCUUUUUAAUUUAUCAAUUUGUAAAUUAAGCAACAAGUGUGUGUUAUCAAUUUUUGCGCGUCCUAUUCUAAGAAUAAAAAGUUCGUGGUGAUCCUCGUUUUCGACGACAUGACUCGAGAAAAUGUGUGGCUGUGAUGUGUGUCGUAAAGGAUUAAUGUGUGUUUAUUUAUCUACGCCUACCAUGGGAUUAAAAUUGGAUAACCCUCCAUAUUACUGGUCAGUAUUUAUCCAACUUUCGGGCGGAAAAAGCCUGCUUUCGUGAGUUUCAGCUCCAUAUUUCCGGAUGGCCGUAGCCCUACCCUUACCUAUACUUGCUGAUUUCAGCCACUUUUUUAUUGCCCGGUGUCAUGUUUGACAAAAAUUAUGUUGGGCUCUGAAAACGACUCGAGCGGUCUGUUGACCCUGCACUAUGGGAAGCAUCACAUGUCGCUGGUAGACGAGAUCCGAUCCUGGUUCGACGCCGAGAGCUUCGCGGACCUGACGCUCAUCUGCGAGAAGGGACAAAUCCUCCAUGCCCACCGCCUCGUCCUCGCCUCGGUGAGCCCCCUCAUCAAACGGCUCCUCAAAGACUACCCCACCCACGAGCCCCAAGUCACCGUCCAGUUCCCCGACAUCAAAGUCGUCCACAUGCGAACCAUGCUCGACUUCCUCUACACCGGUCAAGCUUGUGUCCAGCCGAACGAGAUGUGCGGGGUGAUCGAGCUGUUCGCCCUGCUGGAGAUCAAAUCCGAGCUGUGGGACAACAAGCUCCCGUCCUCGAGCAGCGAUCGGGACGCGCACUCGCGCGAGGGAUCCCACUCGCACUCGCACUCGCACAAGGACGACUCGAGCAACGACUCCCGCUCCAGCGAGCUCGUCUUCCCGCGGGACAAGGAGUCGGACCUCAGCGACGAGGAGCGCAUGGAGACGGGGUCCGGGUCGGCCGGGGCUCCCGAGAGGAGCUGCAGUUUGGGCGAGGUCGUCAUCAAGACCGACCCGGACGCGUCCCCGGAACCAGAGUCCGAUAAUGGUAAUGGUAAUGGCUCCCCGCAGAGAAAUGUCCGCCGAAGAAGACGAAGAAGAAGUUCCUCCAUCCCCGUCAACUUGUCGCUAAGCAACCCGCAGGACAAGGACGAGGCGUUUAGUAAUAAGGCUGCUGAGAAGCGGAAAAACAUGGUGAACAGUUUAUCCACAUCCGACUCGCCCGAGGAAGAGGCGCACAGGCACAUCUCGGAGAGGAUGGCGGUCCGGCUGCUGGAGGAGGAACCCCGAAGCCUAAUCCUGUGCAAGCGGAAAUCCCGGUACCUGGAGGAUCUGCGGGCCGUGGACGACGACGAGCCCCACAAGCUGCCCGACCCGGAGGCCCUGAGCCAGCAGACGGCCCCGGAAAACUACGUGGUGACCCCGCACCGGAAACGGCGCCCGGGUUUCCACAACUCCCCCGCCCAGAACCCACCCUUCGUCCCCUUCUCGCCCUCGUACAUAGACGAGCCGCUGUUCCGGCACCGGAACGCUCACCCGCUCAGUUCCUCCGCGCCGCCGUACCUGAUAGACGCCCCCUCGAAAACCCCACCUCUCUCUAGUAAUCACCCCCUUAGUUCGGUCGACGAAAUAGUUGUUAAGUACCGGCCGCCGAGCGAGGACGGCCACCCCUCGGCGCCGUCGCCCCGCUCCGCCGGCUACCCCUUCAACUUAGCCAAUAGCUUGGACAGCCCCUGGGGGCCCUGGGCCAUCUGUCAAACCCAAGUCGGCCAAAUAGUUUCUAGGAAUGAAGAAAAUCCUCGAUCUGGAGGAGCGAGUAAUCUAUCAAUAACGAGUGGCGACACAGAGGAAACCAGUACAAGUGAAGAAGUUACAGGACAAAAAACUGGAAGUGGUUCCUCAAGAGAAUAUCGAUGUUCGUAUUGUGGCAAACAAUUUGGAAUGAGUUGGAACUUGAAAACGCAUCUGCGGGUGCACACCGGUGAGAAACCGUUCGCAUGUCGGCUCUGUGUCGCUAUGUUCAAGCAAAAAGCACAUCUACUCAAGCACUUAUGCUCUGUACACCGAAAUGUGAUCUCUGCAGGUGGCGAGUCAGAAGGCAGCCACUUCAACUGCUGCUUCUGUCAGCUCACGUUUGAGUCUCUCCAAGAACUCAUAAGGCAUCUCUCUGGACCACAUAAUAAUUUACUUCUAAGUAAAAACCUUCAUGAAUAGUCGUGAAAGAUGAUUUUGAAGGAUAUUUGUAUCACCUUGUUCUUGUUUGAACAGGAAGGGAGGAAAAUGUGCGAACAGAUUGUGUUUCAGUCUGAUAAGGGGAACCGAAUACUUAAAAGGAUAUUAUACUUACUUAAACAAACAUUUUUUCAAAGAAUAUCCUAUCAGAAAAGCUUCUUCUUAUUACUGAUACAUCAAAAUGGAGUUAGUGUGAGGAGUUAAAUGUGUUAUUGCUAAUUUUUAUUCACGUUUGCUUUACCUAUAAUUGUAUUGAUCCGUUAGGGAAAACGAGACCUGAGAUUCCUGCUGUGGCAGUCGUCAAAUUUGCAUUAGCUUGAGAUGCCUUAAGUAUCUGCCUCUGAUGGACAUACAUCAAUUCAGGUGUAAAAUUUACCCCCAAUGGCUCUAGAUUCGUACGAUGGUGAAAUUAAAAAUUGUUUUUAAUAAUGAUUUUUGUUGUAAUAAAAAAAUCAACCUCUCGAAUCAUGCAGAAAACAGUCUAGCCGUAGGCUGAACACUGUAUAAAGUGCAAAUUCAAGUUUUCUGUGAUUAAGUAAUGGUCAAAAAUUCAGUAGGACUUUACUGAUAAAUAUCUAUGUUCAGACCUACCUUUAAUAUGUUAAGUAAUGUAUCAAAUUACGGAACAGACAGACAGGAAGUUAUGAGCAAAAUGUCACCUCUUAGUUUUUUUUUCUUUUUAAUUGUAUGUAAAGGCCUUCAAAAGCUAUUCACAUUAAUGAUUCACAAAAUGAUCCAUCUUGUGAAUAUUACUGUCUGGUCCAAUUUCAACCAAAUGAAUUUUUCAAGCUUCCAUCAUGUCUAAGGUCCACGAAAUUAGCUACAUGAAAAUGUAUCCUCCUUAAUUAUUCUUGAGAUAGUCUGAAGAAAAUUAAUCAGGAAAAAAGACAGAAAAAUCUUUGAAGCAUUUUUCGAAAAAUAUUUAAACGUGGCAGCUGCAUUUUAAAUUUUAGAAUCUAAUUUAACCAAAAAUUAAAAAUUGUACGAAUCGAUUUAAACAUGUGAAAUGAAUAUAAUUAGUAUUGAAAGAGGGCUUUUCAUCACUAUUUUUAUUCCUUUUCAUCUAUCGUUUCAUUUCUCGACCUCAAUUUGUCUGAAUAUCAUCACAAGAUAAAAGUGAUGCCCCUGCAAUAAUUUUUUAAUUAAUUGUUCAAACUCUGUUCACAUCUAACCCUUCAUUUCUGUUUAAAAUUUAAAUUUAUCCAAAGCAAUUGAAUAUAUGCAAAUAUUGGGGACUAUCUCUCCUGUUGUUCUUCUCUACGAAAGAGAGUAGAAAUAUGCAUGAAAAUAGGUACUUAGGCAUAAUACAUUCUAAUAAGUGUCUGUGAAAAUCAUUUAAAAUGAUUAAAAUUUGUAAAAAGUAAUUUAAGUUGUAUGUAACUGUAUAUAGCAUUCAAUAGUUUCUUUUCCUUUGUUUAAUUUGGCAAAGUGUCAGGUGUCGAAAAUAUUGAAAGUCCUGAAGGAAUUUUUGUUGUAAAAUGUUAUGUUUGAUAUUUACAUCAGUAUUCUUACUUAAGCAGGUGAUGUAAUAUUUUUUCCUAUAAUCAAAUGAAAAAUAUUUUCAAAUCUACUACAAGUAUGAAAACCUAGCCCCAAAAAAAACUAUAAUGUUAAUUCUUCGUCUCUGAACAUUAUCCCUGAACUUAAGGAUAAAAUAUGUCUAGAGUAAUGAGUGACGAAAAUAAUAAAAGACAAGGUCUACUAGUACACUUUAUUUAUUAAAUCAAACUAGGUAGAUUAUUGUUUUACAAAUUCUUAAGGAUACCAGUAAAUUUUGCACUUUGUCUCUUUUGAAAUUUUAUUGAGACAAAAUCAUGAGAAUUGAUUUUGUUACUCACAAUUGAACGUAUUUCUGCCAAACGGAACUAUGUGCAUUAAGACGUGAGCCCUGAGACCUAUAAGAAAUAUAUGCACAAUAGGGCUCAAGUCAUAAUGCACAUAGUUCCGUUUAGCAGAAAUGCGUCCAAUUUUGUUUGAACUAUUAUUUCCAGCCUGGUACACCUUCAUUCUUUCGCCUCAUUUUCGACAUUUUUCACUUUGUGUUUUACAUUCCUUUUGUUCUUUUUCGCAAAACUUGUCACAAUAAUUGUUGUUCUAUAUGGCAAGGUCAUUGUUAUAACCAUCACAAUUUUCUAUCUUUUCUCUUUUUUCUCUUUUUUGCCUUGUUUCUUUUUUAAUGCACUGUUAAUGUAAUACCAAGUUUUUUACGCAGUUAUGUUUACAUAGGAAAACAUUAAUUGUUUUUCAAAAUAUUUUUAAAAAAUUAACUCUUCAGGAGGGUAGAUUUUUGGAUCUUUUUCUCUCUGCGCAUCCUGUUCAUUUUCUUAUUCAGAAAUAUCUGUGGGUUCUGGUUUUUUGACAAAAAUUGGCAACUUAUCUUUUUCCCCUUUUCCUUAUGUUUCUUAGAAAGAUUCUGCCGCAUAUCUCUUCAAAAUUGGUGUAGCCAAUUCAAUGUAAAAAUAGAUUGGCGAAGAGCGAAGAGUUUACAAUUUUCAAAACGAUUAGGACCAACAACUUUAAUUUAUUGUAUACAAUUUUUCUCCUCUAUUUCUUGUGUUUUCUUAGAAUCUACACGCACGUAUGCAAUUUGAUGCAGCAAUUUUUGUAGACAAAUGUAACAAAAUUAAAGCAAAAGAAGAGAAAAGUAGUUGUUGGAGGUACCAUACAAAUAGUAAUAAAAAUGUCAGUCCAUAAUAAACAAAUUCCUCCCUAAAUUUUACAAAAUUGUACUAUUACCUACUAAAAAGAUCAAUAAAUAAAGUACAUUUUGGAUUUUUUCAAAUGGAAAUAGUCAACUCACAGAAAAUAAUUACCUACAUUGACUUGCAUCUGAAUUAUUUUUUGAAGAGGUUCAUUCCCUAAAGAUGAAGCAGGGAGAUAAUUGAAAGAACAUUGAGAAAAUUAUUCAUCUAAUUCACUCUGAUCUCAGAAAAUUAUCAGUAUUAAUGUUGGUAAGCAACAAUGAAACCAUCGAAGGAGUAAAAAAGAUGACUAAUAUUCUUAUCCAUUUGGUAUUUAAAUGAACUUUCAAAUUCAGUUAUCCCCAUAGAAAAAUAAUUUCGAAAGCAAAAAAUAACUCAGAAGAAAUUUGUCUCUGUUAAUGAUACUAUCCUUUCAGUUUUUGUUAAUUUAUUUGAUCCUCUCUGUAAAUGGAACCAUUUGUAUUUUUUUCCCUGUGUAGGUAUUCUUUAAUCUUAGCUGUGUUAACUUGGUGCCAUAUGUGUUCAUAUUUUCUCUAAUUAAUUAAUUAGGUUGGUUCAAAUCAUUCCAUGCACAGUAUUUAUUUUUGUCACAAGUGAAAGCUAUGUGACCAAAUUUCAUGACAAUUCACAGGUUAAGGAGAUGAAAAAAUCAAAUGUUGGUAAGCUGUAAAAGUAUAGUACACUGACCAACUUACUUCAAAAGGUGACAUAAUAUCUUUUUCAGAAUAAUGCGGAGAUUUGAAUUAGUCUUAUGUGGAGAGAAGGGAUGCAUCUUUGUGUAAGAUAUCACAUAGUUUGUAGAAAACUUUAUCCAGGUACAACUCAAAGUAGUAGAAGGUUACUAGGAAGUAUAACUCAUAAUGAAUUUGUAGUCCGAAAAUAUCCGCAGAAAAAGAAAAAAAUUAGUAAAAUUGGGAACUCAGUCUCAAAAAGUAAAUUGAUCUGGGCAUUCCUACUUACGUACCUAUGUUAGAGGGAAAAUCAAUAAUUGAAGUUUUUAGAAAGAUUUUCUGUUUAAUUUCAAGGACAAAUAAAAUAAUCGAAAUUCGAAAAAGGUCUCUUUUGGAUUAAAGUCAAAUUCAAAUGAGUUUAAAUUUUAAACAUGUCACUAAUUUUUUCAUAUUCAGCCUUGACUUUAGAAUCUCAAAAUCAAUGUUAACCUGAACUUUUUUUCUGUCUUCUGUGUGCUCCUAUUCUUCAGAGAAUUUGUAAGAUGUUAUAAUGAGACUUCUCUCCAUUUUGAAGCAAAAUCUCCAACACCAUGUGACACUUCUACAAAUACAGUAAAAACUUAUGGUUUCAUGGCUGAGGAAAGCCCAGUUAUUUUGAAUGCAAAAAUUUCAAAAUCAAAGACCACGUUUUCAGGAAAAUAAUCCCGUAUGAUUAAUUAUCAAUAUGAAAAUUGAAUUUUUUUUUUCUUUCUCUCUUCUAAAAUUAAUAUGCUCUUUUUUUAUUUAUUUUUUUUGUUUCUUUGUUUGAUGAAUUUGUAGUAUUUAAGAUCCAGUGAUUAAGAAUAGGAACCAUUCAGUUGUGUUAAUUUUAAAUUAGCAUCUCGUAGCAAAAUAAUAGAUGAAGCAGCAAAAAGUCACCGGUUAAAGUAAUUUGUACCUCUGAUUUUCCUCCAUUACAUGAACACUGCUUGCUUUUCAGCUCAUCCCCAGAGCUUCAAUGUGUAACUUUGAAAUCUACUUGUUUUACUUUUUUUUUUGUUUUCAUUUCAUUUUUUAUUUAUGUUAUGUUUUUAAAACUUUGAUCUUGAGUACGGAUAAAAAAGUCACCGGCACGUUCCUGUGCCCCUAAAAUUUUGCCAUAGUUUUUACCUGAUACACCGUUGCCUAGGUAGUAUCUUAGCGUACUUACUAAAUUCCUGUAAAAUCAUGAGUUCAAAAAUAAAGAGUUAAACAUGCUUUUAAUGUGCUAAUUAAUUUCAAAUGACUUGUUUUUUUAAGUUGCAGCUAUUUUAUUCUAACUUGGGUUUUUAAACCAUUGCACAGUAAUUAUUCUAGGUAGCAUUAACAAUCAUUUGAUCUCAGUCAGCAGAAAGUAAUGAAAUAGUGUAUUCUACUUUAAGUGACUAUCAUUAAGUACCUACACAUCUACCUUUCCAAAUCUGUACAGAAAACAAGCUAUAAAACUCAAUAAAACCACUUACAAGUUUGUUUUCA